Messenger RNA from Drosophila bipectinata, 360 nucleotides. The record is from RefSeq and is a predicted model, not a curated record. Lineage: Eukaryota; Metazoa; Arthropoda; Insecta; Diptera; Drosophilidae.
AUGAGACCGGUGACAUCGCUGAAUUGCGAUUGCAAGGCCAAGUUGGAAUUAGAAGCGCCGAUGUCGGAGGAACGUCGGAUGCGGCACAAUUCGGAUGUGGGAGAAACUUCAGGAAGUCAAAAAAACCAGAUGGGCCAAGUUACAUCACGAUCAGAUAUAGCAUAUGCGGUUAAUUUUAUGAGUCAAUUCAACUCAUGUUACACGAUCGACCACUGGAAAGCAGCAAAACGUAUCCUUCGGUACCUAAGCGGUACAAAGACGGUUGGACUGAUCUUCAAGCAGACGGGAGAUGAUCUAUAUGGUGUGGUCGACGUUUAUUGGGGAGGAAACCUGACAGAUCGACGUUCCUACUCCGGUUAA